This is a messenger RNA of Pseudonaja textilis, 2879 nucleotides long. RefSeq names its product mitogen-activated protein kinase 7 (gene MAPK7). Gene Ontology annotation, molecular function: MAP kinase activity; ATP binding. The record is from RefSeq and is a predicted model, not a curated record. Gene Ontology annotation, biological process: protein phosphorylation. NCBI's taxonomy places the organism in Eukaryota, Metazoa, Chordata, Lepidosauria, Squamata, Elapidae.
CGAGCCAUCAUCCUCACCAGGGUGUAGCGGACCAGAGAGGGAACCGCCCCUGUUGUCCACCUCCUGAGACCUUCGGCGCUUCAUCUCGCAUCUUGGCAGACGAUGGCUGAACCACCAGUGGAAGACGAGGGUGAGGAAGCAGCUGAAACUCAACCCAAGCAGGAGUCCACCCAUCAGGCCACGGUGGCUGCAAAGAACUUAGCCAUUUUGAAGGCCCGGUCAUUUGACGUCACUUUCGAAGUGGGAGAUGAGUAUGAAGUCAUUGAAACAAUUGGCACUGGAGCUUAUGGUGUGGUGAGCUCAGCACGGCGCAAAGACACAGGCCAGCAGGUGGCGAUAAAGAAGAUCCCGAAUGCCUUUGACGUUGUGAUGAAUGCCAAGCGUACCCUCCGGGAACUUAAAAUCUUGAAACAUUUCAAGCACGAUAACAUCAUUGCCAUCAAGGAUAUCCUGAAACCUUCCGUGCCUUAUGCUGAAUUCAAGUCUGUCUAUGUGGUGCUAGACUUAAUGGAGAGUGACCUUCACCAGAUUAUCCAUUCGUCACAGCCUCUCACUUUGGAGCACGUGCGCUACUUUCUCUACCAGCUUCUCCGAGGCCUUAAGUACAUCCACUCGGCCAAUGUGAUCCACCGAGACCUCAAGCCCAGCAACCUGCUGAUCAAUGAGAACUGUGAGCUGAAGAUUGGUGACUUUGGGAUGGCCCGAGGCCUCUGCACCAAGCCAGUUGAAUACAAGUACUUCAUGACAGAGUAUGUGGCCACUCGCUGGUACAGAGCCCCAGAGCUGAUGUUGUCUCUGCACGAAUAUACACAGGCUAUAGACAUGUGGUCAGUAGGGUGCAUUUUUGCAGAGAUGCUUGGACGGAAGCAGCUUUUUCCUGGGAAAAACUAUAUCCACCAACUGCAGCUGAUUAUCACCGUCCUGGGCACUCCUCCCGCCAAAGUGGUCCACUCCAUUGGUGCCGACCGUGUGCGUGCUUACAUCCAGAGCUUGCCAUCACGCCAGCCAGUGCCGUGGGACAAUCUCUACCAGAAUGCCGACCGGAAGGCCUUGUCUUUGCUCUCCAAGAUGCUCCGCUUCGACCCACGUGAACGCAUCUCUGUGGUGGAGGCCUUGAACCACCCGUUUCUGUCUAAGUAUCACGAUCCGGACGAUGAGCCGGAUUGCGUCCCGGCUUUUGAUUUUGACUUUGACAAACAAGUGCUUACCAAGGAACAAAUCAAGGAGACUAUCAUGGCGGAAAUCAAGGACUUCCACGAACGCCGGGAAGGCAUCCGGCGGCAGAUCAGCUUCAAGCCCUCUCUUAGGCCAGCCGUUGUGGACGGCGGGGUGGAUGAGGCCGCUAACCAGGCACUGCUACUGCGCUGCAACGAUAUUGACAUGCCCAGUGCUGGUUCUCCACGCGCCGAUGAUGAUUAUGCGAUGGCCUCUCCCAUGCCUUACCCAACAGAGACCAUUGACUUCACCUCUCCUCUGGUUGCUGCCUCUGUCACGCCGCCAGAAGUCAAGGCUGAGGUGGAGGCCCCCGUGGCCCCACCGAAGCGGGAAGGCGCCAUCUCGGAUGACACCAAGGCUGCUCUCAAAGCCCUCAUCUUGCAAUCUGCAUUCCGGAAUAAAAACAAAGAUAUACCUUCCUCUGUCUCAGAAACUCUUGAUAUCCGGCGACCGGUAACGGCAAAGGAACGCCAGCGUGAGAGGGAGGAGAAACGGAAGCGGCGCCAGGAACGGGCGAAGGAGCGAGAGAAGCAGAAGAAGGAGAAGGAACGGGAGCACAAGGACAUGCUGACCGAGAACGACCGGAACCUUCUGGAAAGGUGGACCAAGAUGGUGGAUCGCACCCAGAACAAGCCAAUCCAAAAUGGGUCCACAGCCCCACCUCAGAAAAACACGGCCAGUCAUGUCCUUCCCUCAGUUCCUGCCACCAAGCCUUUGCCCCCAUCGGCCUGUGUCACUCCCGCCCCUUCUCGUAACACACCGGCACCUUCCGAAUUCCUUGCUUUCUCCGACAAAGCAGCGCCAAGCCUUGCCCCCAAGCUCACCCUUGUCCCGGUGGGGACCGAGCUAGCCUCGGUCCAGGCUUCCAACACCAACGUUAUUCGUUUUUUCCCAGCGCAGACUGCCCCCUUCAUGGUGGCUGCCCCGGCUUGCCCCAAAGCCAUUCCUGCCAAGUCCGAGUGCCUCUUGAACGUCAAGUAUGCCCCAAGCCAGAUCUUCCAAGGCCCAUAUGAAAUGACGGCCCUCAACGCUUGGCGUAGCGUCUCUCCGCCUGAGAACUGGGCUGUGUCUGGACAACUGCCUGUUGGCCAGCCUGAGGUGGCACCUGCUGGGCCUCUGCCAGAACCGGUUGUCAAUUUUGUGGCAAGAGCUGAGGUGGAUCAGUCCCUGUUCCAGUCUGAGAUAGGCAAGGCUGAACUUCUGCCCCAGGGACUGACCACAGAAGAAACUAGAGGGUCAGUUCAGUCCCAGGUAGCGUCAGGAUUACCUUCAGAAUCUCCUGAUAUCAACGUGGUAACCCAACAGCUGUCAAAAUCUCAGGUGGAAGAUCUUUUGCCUCCUGUUUUCUCUGGAACGCCCAAAGGCAGUGGUGCUGGUUACGGGGUUGGAUUUGACCUGGAAGAAUUCCUGAAUCAGUCUUUUGACAUGGUGGGGGAGAACAGAGAGAGUCAAGGUGACUCCGCCCCACUCUCGGCUUCACUUCUCGCUGAUUGGUUGGAAGUCCAUCGCAUGAACCCUGCUGACAUGGAGUCUCUCCAACAAGAACUGCAGUUGGGUUCUCCCAUGAUCCUCUCUGACAUUCCGGAUCUGCAAGAUGCAUGAGAAGCUGAUAUCCUGUUGGCCAACGUCUUCCUCUUCUCCCCCUCUCCCUCUCCCUCUCUCUC